AUGUCCGAAAUAGAGCGAGAUGGUGUCAAUAAAUCACCUAAGAACUCGAGCCAAAAGUCAGAUGCGUCUUAUAAGACAUCAAGUAAGUCAGAAAAGAGGGCUAGUAAGAAUGUGGAGAACAAGAUGUCAACUAACAAUGGCACUCAACCUAUAAGAGAGCAAAUUGAAUCCCAAGAAACAGAACUCAAGCCGACUGAAAAGAGCACCCCAUCGAACGUUAUAGAGGCUAAAUCACAUAAACAGGGUUCUAAAAAAAACGAUAAGACCAGCAAUAAGCCGAGUGCUAGGAAGACCAAAAUUGAGAAAAAAGGAACCGAUGAUAAACAUGCAGGUAAAAAACAAGAUAAGAAUAAAACUAGAAAAUCAAAACUCAAGCCUCUGAAUACUACGGUAUCUAAGACUACCGAAGAUUUGAAUGCAGAUAUGAGGCUGAAUGUUUCGAAACCACCGAGCAUACCGCCCCCUUCGUUGCCAAGAUCACGUACUGUUGCCACUAUAUACAAAGUCCCGGAACUAGACUCUGUUUUUACUAUGAAGCCUAGUGCAAAAAUAGAAGUUGAAGACAUUGAAGAGGAUGUUUAUGAAGAGUCUAAUGUUAGUAUUGUAGAUCUUUCGUGGUUCUUGAGUCGUUCAGCUGUUAUCUCUGAAGUUGGCAAAGAACUAGAUGGCUCAUUUUAUGUCAGAACGUUUGAGGCGACUUCUAAAGAGUUUGGAAAAUGCAUCGUAAACGCCUAUAUUGAGGAUAGAUACAAAGAAUUCGUUCCUCGGGAAGCCUUCAUUACUCAGAUCAAAGUGUUGCAAUGUUUGGCCUCCUGUCCCUUUAUUUUGCCCUUGUUGGAAUAUAUUUCGACCAUAGAAUUGGAUCUGCGCCCAGGUGCUAGAGAUAAACAAACUAGCCUGGUUACGAUUUCUUGUGCCAAGGCAAAAGAUACCAGUGAAGAACCAAAUGAAGAGGAAAAGAUGCUCAAUGUCGAAGAAGAAAAGGCGAAAACAUCUAAAGAGGAAGCCGUAUAUAGUGAAAAGCCUGCUACAGAAAAAGGGAAUCCUGAUUGGAAGAAGUGCAAAAAGAAGUCGGACAAGCCCGUUAAAGAAGACAAAGCAUCUAGAGAGAAGCACAAAAAAACUGAUAAUGAAACCCGAACGCCACUCUCUAAAAAAGAUAGAACCAAGAGUUCCGAUGACUUAAUUAAUCAGCGAUACAUACUGGGCUCAGCGCACAGGCACGCGAAAAAAGGAGAUAAAAGUGAUAAUCACAUAGACGGUGGUAACAUGUCUCCAGAGCGGACAUCGGCUGAUAAAUUUUCAACUCGAAAGAAGAAGCAUAACAAAGGAUCAAAGGAUGACACGGGCGAGACUUUCUCUCGGAAAGGAACAACUGAAAAUCAGCCACUAGAAGUGAAAAAGAGUGAACCUGAGAAAAAAGUCAGCGUAGUCGACUUCGACCUAAAAACACCUGAUAAAACUUCCCGGAAAAAAGCUCACGGUAAAGAGGCGAAAAAGGAUGACAUAAACGAGACUCCUUCAGAGAAAGAAACAGCUCAAAGCCAGCCACAAGAGAUGAAAAAGAGUGAGCCUGAGAAGAAAGUCAGUGCAGUCGACUUUGAACCAAAAACACCUGAUAAACCUUCUCGGAAAAAAAUUCACAGUAAAGAGGUGAAAAAGGAUGACAUAAGUGAGACUCCUUCAGAGAAAGAAACGACUCAAAGCCAGCCACAAGAGAUGAAAAAGAGUGAGCCUGAGAAAAAAGUCAGUGAAGUCGAUUCUGACCCAAAAACACCUGAUAAACCUUCCCGGAAAAAAAUUCACAGUAAAGAGGUGAAAAAGGAUGACAUAAACGAGACUUUCUCUCGGAAAGAAACAACUGAAAAUCAGCCACUAGAAGUGAAAAAGAGUGAACCUGAGAAAAAAGUCAGCGUAGUCGAUUCUGACCCAAAAACACCUGAUAAACCUUCCCGGAAAAAAAUUCACAGUAAAGAGGUGAAAAAGGAUGACAUAAGUGAGACUCUUUCAGGAAAGGAAGCAACUAAAAGCCAAUCGCCGGAAGUGAAAAAGAGUGAACCUGAGAAAAAAGUCAGUGCAGUCGACUCUGACCCAAAAACACCUGGUAAACCUUCUCGAAAAAGAGCUCACAGUAAGGAGGCGAAAAAGGAUGACAUAAGUGAGACUCUUUCAGGAAAGGAAGCAACUAAAAGCCAAUCGCCGGAAGUGAAAAAGAGUGAGCCUGAGAAAAAAGUCAGCGUAGUCGACUUUGAACCAAAAACACCUGAUAAAACUUCUCGAAAAAAGACUCAUGGCAAAGAGGCGAAAAAGGGUGACAUAAGUGAAACCUCUUCAGAGAAAGAAACAGCUCAAAGCCAGCCACAAGAGAUGAAGAAGAGUGAGCCUGAUAAAAAAGUCAGUGUAGUCGAUUCUGACCCAAAAACACCUGAUAAACCUUCCCGGAAAAAAGCUCAUGGUAAGGAGGCGAAAAAGGAUGACAUAAGUGAGACUCUUUCAGGAAAGGAAGCAACUAAAAGCCAAUCGCCGGAAGUGAAAAAGAGUGAGCCUGAGAAAAAAGUCAGUGCAGUCGACUUUGAACCAAAAACACCUGAUAAAACUUCUCGAAAAAAGACUCAUGGCAAAGAGGCGAAAAAGGAUGACAUAAGUGAAACCUCUUCAGAGAAAGAAACAGCUCAAAGCCAGCCACAAGAGAUGAAGAAGAGUGAGCCUGAUAAAAAAGUCAGUGUAGUCGAUUCUGACCCAAAAACACCUGAUAAACCUUCUCGAAAAAGAGCUCACAGUAAGGAGGCGAAAAAGGAUGACAUAAGUGAGACUCUUUCAGGAAAGGAAGCAACUAAAAGCCAAUCGCCGGAAGUGAAAAAGAGUGAGCCUGAGAAAAAAGUCAGCGUAGUCGACUUUGAACCAAAAACACCUGACAAAACUUCUCGAAAAAAGACUCAUGGCAAAGAGGCGAAAAAGGGUGACAUAAGUGAAACCUCUUCAGAGAAAGAAACAGCUCAAAGCCAGCCACAAGAGAUGAAGAAGAGUGAGCCUGAUAAAAAAGUCAGUGUAGUCGAUUCUGACCCAAAAACACCUGAUAAACCUUCCCGGAAAAAAGCUCAUGGUAAGGAGGCGAAAAAGGAUGACAUAAGUGAGACUCUUUCAGGAAAGGAAGCAACUAAAAGCCAAUCGCCGGAAGUGAAAAAGAGCGACUCUGAUCAAAAAACGCCUUCAGAAAAGACAUCGUCCCCAGGAAAACGCUCGAAUGAAAACAGUAGGGUCGAAUCCCCAGCAUCCUCAUCCAAGCAAGGAGAUGAUAUUACAAACAUCAACAACGCUCCACAAUCAGGCAAUCUCAGUUUCACAGAUGAAUUCAACAAACAGCGUUUAAUUGCAUCGCCACAAACAUUGGAACACUUGAAAGGGAAAAAUCUCGAUUUUUUCCUUGUCUUUAAAAGUUACCCUAAUGUUUUGUUAUGGGCCGCAGAGAACGCUGACAUUUAUGUUGAAAAGCUAGUUUGCAGUUUUGCCCGAAAUAUUGUCCAAGCCCUUGUAGAACUUCAUAAAUUGAAGUACAUGCACCGUGCUGUUAUGCCAAGCAAUAUCGUUAUUACUGAUAGUAGACAGGCUUUAUUAUCUGGAUUCGAAAGCGUUAUGGAAACCAAUUACGAUGCCCUUCACAAGCAGCCGAGGCUCGUUCUAAGUUCAACACGCUAUAGGCCGCCGGAGUUGAUUUCUGAAAGCAGAGACCAAGAUAUUAAACUAGACUCGUGGGGUUUAGGUGUUACAGUCUUCGCUAUGUUGACAGGCCAUCCACCUUUUACCGAAAAGAACCGUUUUCUUCUAGAACAAGCAAUAAAAGAAAAAGAGUUGAAAUUCGAUGCUGGUGAAUGGUCAGGAAUCUCUGAGAGCGCGAGAGACUUUUGCAGAAUUUUAUGUGUGAAAGAGCCAAGUCAGAGACCCACCGUUGAAGAGGUUUCGGAUCAUCCCUGGCUGGCUGGCAGAGAUGCAGGCAAAAAAAAACUACUUUUAAAUAAACAAAAUUUAUUAUAG
Messenger RNA from Schistocerca gregaria, 4032 nucleotides. Its product is annotated as titin homolog. Lineage: Eukaryota; Metazoa; Arthropoda; Insecta; Orthoptera; Acrididae. The record is from RefSeq and is a predicted model, not a curated record. The transcript has a single exon. Gene Ontology annotation, molecular function: calmodulin binding; ATP binding; calcium-dependent protein serine/threonine kinase activity. Gene Ontology annotation, biological process: peptidyl-serine phosphorylation; intracellular signal transduction; protein autophosphorylation. Gene Ontology annotation, cellular component: nucleus; cytoplasm. Bases 1 to 4032 code for a protein of 1343 amino acids.